Messenger RNA from Aphanomyces invadans, 1621 nucleotides. RefSeq lists its product as hypothetical. The coding region runs from base 70 to 1386 and encodes 438 amino acids. The record is from RefSeq and is a predicted model, not a curated record. The transcript is spliced from 8 exons. Lineage: Eukaryota; Oomycota; Saprolegniomycetes; Saprolegniales; Verrucalvaceae.
AAGAUAUCGGCGAAGGCAAGAGUGCCGAGUCGCCCGCUUCUGCAAUCGACUGCCGCGACACAUCCCAUCAUGAGCGGCCAAGUCUACCUCGUAGACAACAUGCAUGUGGUGGCGGCCACGGAGAAGCUCGCGCGCUUCAAGGUUCACCAAAAGCUCCAAAUCCAAAUCGACACCGACACGGCGACGAGCGAAUGCUCCACCCUGAUGAGUCGCGACGACGAACCCCCCACACCUACAUCUUGCAGCGUGCACGACGAUGAUGGCCUACAUCUCGGUGACGAAGAAAUGUCGUGCGAGAAAAAAAAGCGCAGGCGCCGCACCGCCGCCCAAAUUGACCGCAAGUACGUCUGCUCCUACGCAGGAUGCAAGAAAGCAUACGGCUCGGAAGGAAGUCUCACGCAGCACAUGCGUCUCAAGCAUCGCAGUCUCACGCUGUCCCAUCGCGACCGAGUCGUUUCGACCUAUUUCAACUGCAACAACGUCGCCAUCCGUCCCGCCGUCAACUUCAUGCUCGACAUGUCCGCAUACAGCUCGGCGCCAGCAGGGUUUGUUCACGAAUCACUCGAUCUGUUCCACGGCAUGGAGAAGCUUCGCAUGCGAUCCAACUCGAUGCCGUCGGAUGGGUGCAUCCAACAUUGUGACACCCCGCGUUGGCCGCGCAAGAAGUCCACGAUGGUGACUCCGCACAGUGCUCGCGCUUCCAAAUCCAAGUCUCUCAAAGGCAAAACCAAGCGGUCGCAGUCGAUGUCAUCUCCACCAGAGACUCCGGAGCGAGGUGUGUUCACUACCCCUCGGGGAUUUGUGCCCGCCGUGGAGGUGCUCCAUUUAUCCCCGCAUUGUACAUACCUCCCGCAGUCAGCGGAGCCGUACCGCGGAAAAGAGUGCAUGAGCAUGUUGAACUCGCUGGAUUGGGAAGGCACGGGAAACACAAAGGAUGAAGCCGACAUGUCGUCCAACAACAACGCCGCCACCGACUUGAGUGUGUUGCAGUCCCUCGUCGAUGACUGCGCCAAGAACGACGUCAUGAUGAGCAUGUCCCCGGAAGACUCGGCGCCGACUUCGCCUCCCCUGUACGCCGAAUUCCCCCUCGACGACGACAUGAUGGAAAACAACCAGCACGACAACGACAUCUACUACAAGAACUGUCCAACCUCGUCGUCCUCGACUUCGUCGACGUCCUCUGGAUGGACCAACGACGACAUGGACCUCGUGUCAUCGACCUUUCUCCACGAUCCGAACGCCAUGCCGUUGACUUCCCUGCCCGACUCGUUUGGGAACUACGUUCCCCAUCCAGUGUCGCCGUCGUACCUUUUCUGCGCAAAUCCUCCGCUCCCUUCGUCGUCAUUAGCUGCGUCCUCGUGUGCUACUUCGUUGUUCAUGUCGUGACUGUUCCAAGUAACUUAUUCAGUGUUUGAUAACCCCCUUGCGAUUCCACGUGUGACUCCCGCGUCGCCGGCCAACUCAAUGGCAGUGCCAGGCGCAUGAUGCGAGUAUCGCACGUCGCCACCAACUGCUGCCGCCUUGGCGAAGCUGGACGAACUCGGAAACGUUUGUUACUUAUCAGCUGAAGUCCUCAAUCGUUGUCACUUCAUCCGCUACACGCGAUCGAACACGAUGGACA